GUUUCUUUUACUGUCUAUGAUUUAAGCGCAGCGCAAGAAGUCACCAGCUAACACGGAAACCAGUUAAACCGCAACCCCGGAAGACUGUCGAAUAUCGAUAUGUCCAUAAUUCAUCUCUCUUCCUGACCACACCAGUUUCAUUUCACUCCGAAACCCAUUUUUAAGGUGUUUGUGGGACUGUGACCGAGCAUGAUGGGUACCCUCGGAAACGUUCGACGUGGCGGUCGCCCCCCGUCUUUGCUGAUGGCGGCUCUCAUCACCUGCGUCCUCCUGCUUUGCUUCAACUACUGGGUCUCAAACUCAAGAAACAGCGAGCUGCAGAGCAGGAUAUUGGAGCUGGAGGGCCACAUGAGGGAGCUGGCUGCAGACAGAGACCGAGAGCAGCACAGCAAGCUAAUGGCCAUGGAGGACACACGCAGACAGAACGAGCAGAUGGAGUUGCUGGAGGAAACACACCAGAGACAGCAGGAGAACACUCUCAUCACCUGGAAACAUGAAAGAGAUAAACUGAAGCUCAAUAUUUCCUCCAGUAUUAAAACAGUGCAAGACAUGAAGAACCGCAUGAAGUCAUUAAUGGAGGAUGUUAAUAAAAUGCAGAGCGAGCUGAAGUCCUGUCAAAGUAACAUGGACACGCUUAAGAAAUCCACCAGUGAAAUGACUCAGUGCAACAAACAAAUUGAGGCCAUGAAAGAUGAAUGCAAUGCGAAAAUUGCAGCUGCCAAACUGGAAAAGCAAAAGACAUCUGAAAAAGUUGCUUCACAGGAUGCUGGUGGUUCCAUACAGAAAGUCUCUGUUUCAAAAGCCAAAUCUGAUGUUCCCGCUACAAACCAUUCUGAUAAAAAUGUGACACAAUCUCCAAAAGGCAAACCAGAUGUGGAUUCACAGUCUAAAAAUGAUGUUCGCGUCCAAACCAAUAAGUUAGUUGUGAAAAAGGAUGAGAAAGAUGCUGUAAUUUUAGAAGACUCACCCAUCCCCACCUCCAAACUCACCAAUAAGAAUGAGACUCCUAAGAAACCAGCCAAAGAAGUUCCAGAAGCAGUGGUGGAUGUUAAAGCACAGGCUUCAAAGGCCGCAGAUACUGUAAUGGAUGAAGCAGGGAUUUUAGACCCAAAGGAAGAUGACAUGGUGAUUGGAGACCCAAAGAAAGAUGACAAGGUGAUUGGAGACCCAAAGAAAGAUGACAUGGGGAUUGGAGACCCAAAGGAAGAUGACAUGGGGAUUGGAGACCCAAAGGAAGAUGACAUGGGGAUUGGAGACCCAAAUGAAGAUGACAUGGUGAUUGGAGACCCAAAGAAAGAUGACAUGGGGAUUGGAGACCCAAUGAAAGAUGACAUGGUGAUUGGAGACCCAAAGAAAGAUGACAUGGGGAUUGGAGACCCAAAGAAAGAUGACAUGGGGAUUGGAGACCCAAAAGAAGAUGACAUGGUGAUUGGAGAACCAAAGAAGGAUGACAUGGGGAUUGGAGACGAGAGAGAGGAAGAUGCCAACAUUGAGGACAGGAAAGAGGAAGACGCUGCAAUUGGGAAGGAAGAUGCCAUUAUGUAUGACAAUGAGGGCGAGAUUGAAAAGCAGCUGUCCAAGAUUAAAGAUGAAAAUCAAGGUGCUGGUCAAGAGCUAGAGGAUGAUGUGGCAAAUUACAUUGGUGAUGAUGAAAACCAACCAGAAUCUGAGGAUGAGUUGCAGGCAGAGCUUGCAGAGAUGUAGUUCCUGAUCACGUGAUGUGUCUGUUGACAGCAACAAUUCCUCCAACUACCUGAUCAUG
Messenger RNA from Cyprinus carpio (common carp), 1762 nucleotides. Its product is annotated as Golgi membrane protein 1-like. Gene Ontology annotation, cellular component: Golgi apparatus. The record is from RefSeq and is a predicted model, not a curated record. The coding region runs from base 190 to 1704 and encodes 504 amino acids. The transcript is spliced from 11 exons. Lineage: Eukaryota; Metazoa; Chordata; Actinopteri; Cypriniformes; Cyprinidae.